Plutella xylostella (diamondback moth) is the source of this 2449-nucleotide messenger RNA. RefSeq lists its product as uncharacterized. The record is from RefSeq and is a predicted model, not a curated record. Lineage: Eukaryota; Metazoa; Arthropoda; Insecta; Lepidoptera; Plutellidae.
AUGGGCAGCUUCAUUGUACCCACCUUAGUCGCAGACGAUGAGUCAGGUCCUGUGGCCAGGAGCCCCCGCGCCCCCUCGGAGCCCCCGGAGCUGUGGGCGCCGUGGAGCCUCGUGGUGGAGUACCGCAGCCCCCGCGCCCCCGCCCCCGUCGCCCUCACCAACACCCCCGGACCCGCAUGGGAUAUUGCUAAGGUGCUGAAGGCCGGGCGGCUGCUGUGCAAGCCCCCGCUGGAUGUGACCUUCGAGGAUGAGCAGGAGAUGCGGGUGGUCUACUCCCUCAUCUACGACGUAUUCCGAUACAAGUCGAUCUUGGAUCAAGCAAUCAAUGACAUCGAAUUUUUUGGCGAUUUUCCACAGCUCUUAACCCACCGCAACAUAGUCUGGCUGUUCGUGAUGGAGCUGGCGCGGCGGCGCUGGGCGGCGCGCCCUAAGGCCGAGGCGGCGCGGGCGGGCGCGCUGCUGGCUGAGGGCGGCGCCCUGUUCCAGCUCGCGGAGGACAGCGUGUGGCGGCAGCGCGUGCACUUCGCCGCCGCUAUAGCGCGCAUACGGAUCAAGAACAAGGCUAUAUCGCUGGCGGACCUGCUCCCCGAGCACCUGCGCGAGGAGAGGAUCUCGGCGUGCGUGCACAAGGACAGCGUCACCGGCUGGGUCAACACCUUCAAGGCCACGAAGCUGGCGGCGCUGGUGCGGCGGCUGCACGAGCUGGGCUUCUCGUACAGCGCGUCGCGGCAGCUGUGUGCCGGCGAGUACCGCUUCGACCGCGUCUGUCCCAGGUUUAUAACUCUACGACCUCCUCAAAACUUUAGUGUUGGACAAAUGGAUUUAGUGAAAAACGGCCUCAUCAUUUUACAAGAGCGCGAGUUCUGCGAGGGCGCGUCGACGCUGUGCCGGCUGUUGCGCGCGCGCAGCCUGCAGGGCGCGGUGGCGCAGUCGCACGCCUCCUCCCCGCGCUGCUCCGCCUACCUCGCCGCGCAGCUGCAGGAGCUGGCUCAGGUGCUGAAGGCGGAGACGCCGGCCGCGCCCGCCGUGCCCGAGCUGGGACGCCUGGUCGUGUUCGGAGCUGGAGAUAAGAUAGACAGCUACGUGUUAGCUCUCCGCGAGAUGGGCAUCCAGGCGACGGCGGGGGCUGCUGCGACGGCGGGGGGCGCGGUGCAGGUGGUCAGCGACCCCGUGCACUGCGGCUCGGCGGCCGUGGCGGCGGCGCUGGACGGGGUGGUGGCAGCCCUGGCCACGCCCCCCAACUCCUACUCCGCUGUGACUGAUCCUAUAGAUCUGGUGUGCGGGCGCGGUGGGGAUCUGGCCAUGCUUGAGGUUCUGACAGAGUGCGAAGUGGACACCGAAGGGAAAACCCGCGUGUCGUCCAUACUUGAAGAGCAGAAGAAAACCUUGAAGACUCUGUUGUCGAAGCCUCAGAUCCAGGUGAUCCUGUACGAGACGCACUCGGCUCUGGAGGCGGAGAACCAGGCGCAGGUGUCGCGCGCCGUGGCCGAGGCCAACCGCCUGGCGCGCGAGCGGCACCAGCUGCUCAAGCGGAAGCACCACACACCAAAACCGCGCCCAGAGACAGCGCUAUCCAACACAUCGACGACCCUGGAAGAGGCGGACACUUAUCGAUCUGAAGCAGAAGGCUUAGAAUCCACAGCGGAGUCUCUGACCCAGCACUCGGCCAGCCCAGCAGGGAACCCCAGCCCCCCGGGGGUGCGGCGGCAGGCCAGCACGGACACCAUCCUCACCAGGAGCUCCUUCUCCAGACCUGGCACCACCCGGGCGAGGCCCAUCGCGCCCGCGCCUGACGUGCCCAGGAAUCCCGAUGUCGACUUGCCCGAUAUUAACGUGCCAGACUGCGAUCUGUUCGAAGUGAGCCAGUUGCCGGCUCUGGGGAACGGACUGGACAUUAACUUGAUCCUAGAACGAGAUGGCUGCUUCCUCGGUCUCAUUCAAAGGAAGGAGAUCACCCGUCUGGACGCCAAGUACAUGAUCCGAGUGGCGGAGGAGCGAGGGCUGUUCGGGGCGGGGGCGCCGGCGCCCGCGCCCGCCCGCCGCAAGCCGCCCGCCCAACACGCGCCCAAGCGCCGGCGACGGAAGAACAGCUUUGAGGUAGAGCGCAUUGCCGCGCCGACGCACGCGUCGCUAACGCGCAGCGGGCGGCGAGGCAGCGCGCCGGGCGAGGCGACCGAGGCCGAGGCGGUCUGCGCGAGGCACCUGCGCCGCCACGCCGCCGCCGAGGCAAUCGCCGGCCAGCUGUGCGCGUGCGAUGCUAAGCAUAAACGUCGGCGCGCGUCGACGGCGGCCCCCGCCCCCGCGCCGCCCCCCUCCUGCCGCCGCCGCUUCCCGCUCGUGGUCCACGACAUCAGCCUGCAGGCUCUGCAUCAUCAGGACCUCGUCUAUAACGCGUAACCUCUGUACAGCCCAUGCGUCGUCGUUUCAGGAGGGUUAGGCCCGGGUCUCG